AUAAUUUAUAAUCAGAGUGCGUCUUCCUCAUCCUUGAAGAAAGUAAAGGAAAAACAACAGAGUCCUCAGUUUCAAUCUUCUUAAAUGCUUGUCCGUGAUUCGCUCCAGAACCGGCUCCCUCAAUGAGGAGGUGGAGGUUCGGUACAAGCAAUCAUGACGAAGAAGGCGUCACAGCUCUCCAUUCGCCACCUGUUCUGGCUUGGCUGGAGGUUCGUGAUCUCUCUUAUGAUCGGUCUCUGUAUCUUGACUCUUCUCAGACGACAAAACGAGCUCGACUCUUCGGUGUCUCUCGGAUCUCGUAGCAUGUUAGAUGAUGACAGCUUCGAAGGAAACCCUAAAGUUGCGUUCAUGUUCAUUGCGAGGCGAAACCUGCCUCUCGAUUUUCUCUGGGGAAGCUUCUUUGAGAAUGCUGAUGUGACCAAUUUCUCGAUAUAUAUUCAUUCGGAGCCUGGUUUUGUGUUCGACGAAACGACGACGAGGUCGCCCUUCUUUUAUGAUCGCCAAUUGAUCAAUAGCAUUAAGGUUGGAUGGGGUGAAUCAAGUAUGAUUCAAGCUGAGAGGUUGUUACUCAAAGCAGCUCUCGAGGAUCCAGCAAACCGGAGAUUUGUUCUUUUAUCGGACAGCUGUGUUCCUUUGUACAAUUUUAGCCAUAUAUACAACUAUCUGAUGGCUUCUCCGAGGAGUUUUGUGGACAGCUUUCUUGAUAAAAAGGAAGGCCGCUACAAUCCAAAGAUGUCACAUGUUAUACCAAUGAACAAAUGGCGAAAAGGGUCACAGUGGAUCGCUUUAAUACGGAGUCACGCGGGAGUGGUUGUAAAUGACGAGGUCAUCUUUCCUGUCUUCAAGAAGUUCUGCAAGAGACGCCCACCCCUAGAUGUGAGUAAGGGAAAGAGGAAUGUUAAACUUCAGAAGCAGCACAACUGUAUCCCUGAUGAACACUAUGUGCAGACAUUACUUGCGAUGAGUGAUCUUGAAGGUGAACUUGAACGAAGAACAGUGACAUACACAUUAUGGAACCAGUCUGCGACAAAUAUGGAAAGGAAAGGCUGGCAUCCUAUUACAUUUAGCUAUGCAAAUUCAAGCCCUCAACAAAUCAAAAAAGUAAAGGACAUCAACCACGUAUACUAUGAGACCGAGUACCGGACAGAAUGGUGCAGUAAUAAUUCUACGUUUGUGCCUUGUUUUCUAUUUGCGAGGAAGUUCGCUCAAGGAGCUGCCAUGCGUCUUUUGAGUCAAGGAGUGGUUGGUUCCUUUGAUACCUUUGCAUUAUUAGAAAAACCACCGUGAUUUUUUUUUUCUCAAUGCUUCAAUACUGGGCACUUUAGCAGCAGAUCUAACCCCGGCGAUCUACCCAUCUCAGAAUAUAAUUGGGGCAGCAGAAUGGGAUGCCCAUAAAAAGUUUUGCUGAAAUGUUACACCACAGAAGGGAAAGAUUUUGAUAGCACUCAACCUACAAAAUGUAUAACUUGCUUUUAACCUCAGUUUAAAAAAAGUAGUUUGGAAAAGAAAUUGUGAGAAGUUGUAGCCCAUCUAGGAGUUCAUAAAUUUUUGUUGAUAUAAUUGUAUUAUUGUAGCAGUUUAAUCCAUUACAUUGGUUGAAGAAGUGUUAUUGCCAGUGCCUUUCAUAUUUAA
Molecule: messenger RNA, 1632 nt
Organism: Cornus florida
Lineage: Eukaryota; Viridiplantae; Streptophyta; Magnoliopsida; Cornales; Cornaceae
Product: glycosyltransferase BC10-like
Exons: 11
Coding region: 154-1287 (377 amino acids)
Cellular component (GO): membrane
Molecular function (GO): glycosyltransferase activity
Source: RefSeq, a predicted model, not a curated record